AAACUUGGGAGUCGAGAGAACGCAGUCUUUCAAUGGCUUCUGGAGCACAUGUUGGAGGUUAAUUCGCAUCGAUCGGUUAACCACAUGACGACACAAGCGCUGGCUACUGUGAUGGCUCCAAACGUCUUCUCAUGCGCUGGAAUGGCUCGAUCAACGCAGGAAAACGCUGGCAAUCUGAUGAAACAGAUCGUACUGUUUCUGCGUGUCUUGCUAUCGUGGCGACGUGCAAAUUUGGGAAGUUCCUCAACAGCAUCGACGUAUCUACUUGAGCAAGAAGAAAAGAACGUUGCAGCGGCGUUUUCACCGAAAAAAGAGACGCCACAUAACGGAAAAGUGUCGACUUUGCAACAAAAAGUCCGGCAGUCGUUAACAAAAUUUGUGAAAAGUCCGGAAAAUAGUCCAGAGAGUGACUUUGUGUCAUUGGAGACAGCACUUCGCAGUCGAGUUGACCAACUUUGGUCCGAUUUAGAGAAGAGCGAGGUCACAAUUGCCGAGACCAAACGCCAGGAGAAUAUACUACGUCGCGUGUUCAGUGAAUUCCAAGAGUGCAUCCUGCAACUGAUUGCUCGAUACUCGAAGAAAAGUGAAGAAUGCAAGUGGGCGAAUGAGUUUAUCGAGAGAUUGAAGGAGAAUAAACAAUUGGAGACGACGAUGCCAGCGUCUUUGGAGAGGAUGAAGGACUGGGUGAGUGCUGCAUUGACAUUUGAGGCAUUUUGUCGACUUCUUGAUCGAGAACAGACGACGCAGGAAAAGCUGGAGAAGCUGCAGACUCGACUUGGAGUUUCGAUUCGAGAUAACCAGUUUGGAUCGAUAUCUCGCAGCGUAUUUAACCAUUUAUCACGCGUGCAUGAUCAGCAGCUGAAUACCCACCAGUCGAAUCAAAGUGGAGAUACUGGUGUUGACAAAACUCUACUGAAUGGUGCGGUACGUCUAGCCGCAAGAUCUGGUACUGACGCGUCUUCAAAGCUGCAUCGCACUGUAGCAAAACUGGGAGAACGUCAACCUGCGAUCGGGAAUUUACUGGCUUUACUUGGUGAUUGCAGUCAAAACCGACGACAGUCGGGGGUUCACAGCCUGGGGUGGCUUCAAACGCAACUUAUGGAACCGAUUCCAUCGUUUACACCUUAACAUGAUUAGUAGCCACCUACACGAAUCUAGGCACAUAAACUUCUUUUCAACGAUCAUAAUGAGCAACUCGAAGCUGCA
Molecule: messenger RNA, 1206 nt
Organism: Phytophthora nicotianae INRA-310
Lineage: Eukaryota; Oomycota; Peronosporomycetes; Peronosporales; Peronosporaceae
Exons: 1
Coding region: 49-1128 (359 amino acids)
Source: RefSeq, a predicted model, not a curated record